Molecule: messenger RNA, 1541 nt
Organism: Thalassophryne amazonica
Lineage: Eukaryota; Metazoa; Chordata; Actinopteri; Batrachoidiformes; Batrachoididae
Gene: stoml2
Product: stomatin (EPB72)-like 2
Exons: 10
Coding region: 127-1158 (343 amino acids)
Cellular component (GO): membrane
Source: RefSeq, a predicted model, not a curated record
GUAUCCGCGGUGGAACCUUUUCGAACACAUUCCAAACGUAUCGGUCUUGUGUGUUAAGAUUGCUGUUUGUGCAUCCUGUCAGUAACUCAGAUUAGUGUAUAAUUUAAAAACGUUUUGUCAGAAAACAUGCUGAGAACGUUGUGUCGGGCUGGCGGCUCCCUUUUGCAGUCUCAGCGUGCCAUGCCCAGGUUGUGGAUGACACCUUGCCAGCAGCGGUGGGCUUCCCGCUUACCCAUGAACACCGUGAUCCUGUUCGUACCACAGCAGGAAGCCUGGGUGGUUGAGAGAAUGGGUCGCUUUCACCGCAUCUUAGAACCGGGGCUGAACAUCCUUAUUCCCCUUCUGGACCGAAUUCGAUAUGUGCAAAGCCUUAAGGAGAUUGUCAUCGACAUCCCUGAGCAGUCAGCAGUGUCUCUCGAUAAUGUGACCCUGCAAAUUGAUGGAGUCCUUUAUUUGAGAAUCCUGAAUCCUUUUAAGGCCAGUUAUGGGGUAGAGGAUCCAGAAUAUGCUGUGACCCAGCUGGCACAAACCACAAUGCGCUCAGAACUUGGCAAACUGACGCUGGAUAAAGUGUUCAGGGAAAGGGAGUCUCUUAAUUCCAAUAUUGUCCAUGCCAUCAAUCAGGCAUCAGACGACUGGGGAAUUCGCUGCCUGCGCUACGAAAUUAAAGAUAUACAAGUUCCUCCUCGAGUUAAAGAAUCGAUGCAGAUGCAGGUGGAGGCAGAGCGUAAGAAGAGAGCCACCGUUCUGGAGUCUGAGGGUUCUCGGGAAGCAGCAAUCAAUGUCGCAGAGGGUCGCAAGCAGUCGCAAAUCCUGGCUUCAGAGGGCCAGAAAGCUGAGCAGAUAAACAAAGCAGCAGGUGAGGCCCAGGCUGUGCUGGCUGUAGCCGAGGCCAAAGCCAAGGCCAUUCGUCUGUUGUCUGAAGCUCUGACUGAAAAGAAUGGUAACGCUGCAGCUUCCCUGAGUGUUGCUGAACAGUACGUGUCUGCUUUUUCCAACCUUGCUAAAGAGUCCAACACGGUCAUCCUGCCCUCCAACACUGGAGACAUUAGUGGAAUGGUCACACAGGCCAUGACCAUUUACAACACGCUGUCCAAGCAGAAGCCCAAAGCUGAAAGCGUGAUGACGCACGAACCCGACGAAUUUUCAGCACAGUAACUCUGAGUGUCCUUACUGCUCUGAACUCCAGCAGACCAUAAAUAGAUGAUUUCUGCGUCAAGAGUUUUACCCCGUUACUGUCUGGCACAAAAGACACUAUCUCCUGCAGAGCGUCCAGACAGAAGGACAGACUGAGACAAAACUUGAUAACUGGCAGAGACGCUGAGAGUGGAACUGGAUCUGGUGUCAGGCUGGCAUCGUUCUUGACCUAAAUCCACAGUCCUCUAAAUGUUAUCUGUGAAAACUGACAUUUGUCCUCAGCGUGUUGUGCUAAAAUAUUAAAGGACUGUUCAGCUCCUGAAAACUGUCACCUUCCUUCACUCUGAAGUUUCAUGGCUGAACAUUUAAAACCCACCUCUGCAUCAUUUUACCAUUAUUUUGUC